CUUUACACCCUUAACUUUCUCUAUAUUGGCCCUUCCAUUGCGGCAUUACACAAAAUCUUUAAGCUGAAGACAGGAAAUUUGUUAAGAUUGUCUGGUUUUCAAGUGUUCUGUCUGAGCGGGAAAGAAAAAAUUAGCUUAGGAUGGCUGCUGUAGGAAGAAACAUAGCAGCUCCAUUGCUGUUUCUGAACUUGUUCAUGUAUUUUAUUGUGCUGGGAUUUGCUAGCUGGUGUAUUAAUAGGCAUAUCAAUGGCCAGACUGCUCAUCCCAGUAUGGGUGGAAAUGAAGGAACCAGUUUCUUCCUGACCUUUUCAAUCUUGGCUGCUGCAGUAGGCAUAGUAUCAAAGUUAUCAGGGGGGCUCCAUAUCAGGUCAUGGAGAGCUGAUAGUCUGGCUGAAGCAGGAUCAUCUGCACAUAUAGCUUGGGCCUUGACUGCACUAGCCUUUGGGUUUGCUUGCAAGCAUAUAAACAUAGGAGGGUGGAGAGGAUGGAGGCUGAGAAUACUUGAAGCAUUCAUAAUAAUCCUCACAUUCACCCAACUUUUGUAUGUCUUGUUGCUCCAUGCCGGUGUGUUCAGCAGCAGGUAUGGACCAGGGUACCGAGACGCUGACUAUGGCAUUCGUGCACCAGGGGACGAGCCGGUGUCCAAGGCUGGCUCUGCAGUGACGGGGUCUAGGGUUUGAAGGAGCAUCGUCUUUACUAGAUAAAGAUGUAACUGUUUAUUUUCAAUUUCGUUGUUGAUUUGGAGUUAAUGAUCAGUUCAAUUUGGAUUUAACCUUUUUAAAUGUAAUUGUGUAAGUACACUAGGUCAUCUUUUCAUGUUCCUAUGAUGUUUGUGGACAUGGAUUUGCAGGAUAUCUGGUGUGUAAUGUUUAAUGACACUGGCAUUUCUAAUGGUACAUUUUGGGUGUUUUGGUUGUUAAA
This is a messenger RNA of Durio zibethinus, 921 nucleotides long. Its product is annotated as membrane protein PM19L-like. The record is from RefSeq and is a predicted model, not a curated record. Lineage: Eukaryota; Viridiplantae; Streptophyta; Magnoliopsida; Malvales; Malvaceae.